ACAGCUAUGUCCUUCCCUUCACAGAGUGAUCGUCUCCUUAUUAAGGGAGGGAGAAUAGUCAACGAUGACCAGUCAUUCUAUGCUGACAUUUACAUGGAGGAUGGCCUCAUAAAGCAGAUUGGAGACAAUCUGAUUGUCCCUGGAGGGGUCAAAACCAUAGAAGCCAAUGGGAAGAUGGUGAUCCCGGGAGGAAUCGAUGUCCACACUCGCCUGCAGAUGCCGUACAAGGGGAUGACAGCUGUGGAUGAUUUCUUCCAAGGAACGAAAGCAGCCCUGGCCGGCGGAACCACCAUGAUCAUGGACCAUGUGGUGCCGGAGCCUGAGUGCGGGCUGGUGGAGGCGCUGGAGCGGUGGCGGGAGUGGGCAGACGGGAAGGCCUGCUGUGACUACGCGCUGCACGUGGACAUCCCACGCUGGAGUGACCGCGUGCGCCAGGAGCUGCACACCAUGGUCCAGGAGAAAGGAGUUAACUCCUUCAUGGUGUACAUGGCCUACAAGGAUCUGUACCAGAUGUCGAACACUGAGCUGUAUGAGAUCUUCAGCUGCCUGGCGGAGCUGGGUGCCAUAGCUCAAGUUCAUGCUGAAAACGGUGAUAUAAUUGCACAGGAGCAAAGCAGGAUGUUGGAGAUGGGAAUAACCGGCCCGGAGGGCCACGUGCUGAGCAGACCUGAGGAGCUGGAAGCAGAAGCUGUCUUCCGGGCCAUCACCAUCGCCAGCCAGACCAACUGUCCUCUCUACGUGACUAAAGUGAUGAGCAAAAGUGCUGCUGACCUCAUCUCACAAGCCAGAAAAAAGGGCAACGUGGUAUUCGGUGAGCCCAUCACGGCCAGUCUGGGGACCGACGGGACGCACUACUGGAGCAAGAACUGGGCCAAGGCUGCAGCUUUUGUGGUCUCUCCACCACUGAGUCCAGACCCAACAACUCCUGACUACAUCAACUCCCUCCUGGCCAGUGGUGACCUGCAGGUUUCGGGAAGUGCCCACUGCACGUUCAGCACUGCACAGAAAGCGAUUGGGAAGGACAACUUCACAGCCAUCCCAGAAGGGACCAACGGCAUAGAGGAGCGGAUGUCUGUCAUCUGGGACAAGGCCGUGGCCACAGGGAAGAUGGAUGAAAACCAGUUUGUGGCUGUGACAAGCACUAAUGCUGCAAAAAUCUUCAACCUGUACCCACGGAAGGGGAGAAUAGCAGUGGGCUCGGACAGUGACCUGGUUAUAUGGGAUCCCGAUGCCGUGAAGAUCGUCACAGCAAAAACCCAUCAGUCUGUGGCCGAGUACAACAUCUUUGAAGGGAUGGAGCUGCGUGGGGCCCCACUGGUUGUCAUAUGCCAGGGGAAGAUCAUGCUGGAGGAUGGCAACCUGCACGUGACCCAGGGGACGGGACGCUUCCUGCCCAGCAGCCCUUUCCCUGACUACGUCUACAAGCGCAUCAAAGCCCGGAGGAAGAUGGCCGAGAUGCACGCCGUGCCCCGGGGCAUGUACGACGGACCCGUGUUCGACCUGACCACCACCCCCAAGGGGGGGACACCCGCGGGGUCAACCAGGGGGUCCCCCACGCGGCAGACACCCCCCGUCAGGAACCUCCAUCAGUCUGGAUUCAGCCUGUCAGGCACCCAGGUGGAUGAAGGUGUUCGCUCCGCAAGCAAGCGCAUCGUCGCGCCCCCGGGAGGCCGCUCCAACAUAACCUCCCUGAGCUAAACGUCCUGCCGAGGAGGACACAAAAUCCCUGUUCAAGCGAAGGAAGAAAAAUGGUAUAUUGGUGUUUAAGAAGGAAAAGCAAAUAAACCUGUUCUGAAGAAUCGAUAAGCCUCAAGCCUUAUGUUUCACAAAUGCUACUUGCUACCUAGCUUUAAAGAUAUUGCUUCAUUUUGUUUUCUGCAUAGCCUUAACUUCUGUUGUUGUCGUCGUGGGUUCGGUUGGGUUGUGUUCUCCCUCCUCUCUCUGUGUGCAUGCUGCUCAGACAGGUCGCUCGGGUCGGUGUGUCAGUCGUGUUGGACGCGUGGGGAUGUCGUGGUGCAGGGCAGCGGGAACCACGCGGCCGGGGGCUGGUGGGGGCAGGCGGGUCCGUGUCCUGUUCACGUCCUUCGUCCCCACCCAGCGCUCGUUGGCGUUUCACCACGAGCCCGCGGGGGAGCCCGAAUCAUCUCUGUAAUGGCCGUCACAGCACCUCGCGCAAGGAGUUUUACUACUUUGUACACUUUAUUAAAAAAAAAAAGUUGUUCCUUCAAAC
This is a messenger RNA of Athene cunicularia (burrowing owl), 2230 nucleotides long. It is a transcript of the gene DPYSL3, whose product is annotated as dihydropyrimidinase like 3. Gene Ontology annotation, biological process: actin crosslink formation. NCBI's taxonomy places the organism in Eukaryota, Metazoa, Chordata, Aves, Strigiformes, Strigidae. The record is from RefSeq and is a predicted model, not a curated record. The coding region runs from base 7 to 1698 and encodes 563 amino acids. The transcript has 13 exons. Gene Ontology annotation, molecular function: hydrolase activity, acting on carbon-nitrogen (but not peptide) bonds, in cyclic amides. Gene Ontology annotation, cellular component: cytosol; cytoplasm.